AUCCGACCCGUCUCAGCCUGCCUUACGUUUCUUAUCUCCGUCCCGAGAGGGAGUGACCCAUCCCCGAUUCUCGAACGGACAUGCAGUGAGAAUUCGCCGAUGAACAUGCUGGCGUCGACGGCCAUCUGCGCAUGCCAUCUCUCACCAAAGGUCGCUCCUUCCAGCUUCCUCCUCAGAAAUGCCUUCCCUAAUCCUCCUCGAGCUCGCCGCCGGAGCUUCAAGAUCGUCGCGAGUUCAACGAAUGAAGACACUCGGGCUGUCGCGGAGCAAGGAGGAGAAGAAAAGCAAGAAGCCGCGGAACCGGACGAACCCGACCGACCCUCCACUUCGACGUCAGCUUCGAGUGCUGCGCUCGAGAAGGACCUCAAGAAGGUGGUUCAGAAGACUGCUUCAACCUUCGCUCCAAGAGCUUCGACAGCCACGAAAAACCCUGCUGUUCCCGGAACUGCCUUGUAUACAGUUUUUGAGGUGCAAGGCUAUGCCUCAUUGCUUCUUGGCGGAGCUCUGUCUUUCAAUCUUUUGUUUCCGUCGAACGAGCCCGAUAUAUGGAGGUUGAUGGGAAUGUGGUCCAUUUGGAUGUUUACAAUUCCUUCUCUUCGGGCCCGAGACUGCUCAAAGAAUGAGAAAGAAGCCCUAAACUAUCUGUUCCUUCUCAUCCCAUUACUCAAUGUCAUAAUCCCCUUCUUUUGGAAGUCUUUUGCAGUUGUCUGGUCUGCAGAUACCGUGGCCUUCUUUGCGAUGUAUGCGUGGAAGAUGGGGUGGCUUCAAGAAACAGAGUAAAGGCCUAAAAAGGACAUCUCUUUAACUGUAUCUAUGAGCUCGGAGGCCAGUGUCUGACUGUGCAAGUUUUUCUGCCUUCACCUCAUGAUGGAUAGACAGCCUAUCAUGAGCAACAUACCAUCAGAAGCAGGUCUCUCUGUAAGUUGGCAGCGUUUGAGCAAUUGCCUCAAUUAGAAAGAAGGGAGCAUAUUUUUUUGUAUAAUCACGAGAAUCGAUCCCUCAAUGAAGUCAAAAUCUGGUUACCGCUCAUUUUCUUGCCUUUGCGAAUUUCUAUUUGGUAUCUUUGUUUUCUAGGCUUUGUGUAAGGGAUUCCAGAGCAACGUUCAAGAAUUUGCAUAUAUACAACUUGGGAAAGAGGAACAAAAUUGUUGUAGAGUAAUUUCAAGGUAUAAAGAUGUUGUUGUGUUUCUUCAAUCAAUGUCAUGCAUCCAUACUUC
Messenger RNA from Rhodamnia argentea, 1217 nucleotides. RefSeq names its product protein RESISTANCE TO PHYTOPHTHORA 1, chloroplastic. Gene Ontology annotation, biological process: defense response. The record is from RefSeq and is a predicted model, not a curated record. Gene Ontology annotation, cellular component: chloroplast. The transcript has 4 exons. Lineage: Eukaryota; Viridiplantae; Streptophyta; Magnoliopsida; Myrtales; Myrtaceae. The coding region runs from base 100 to 780 and encodes 226 amino acids.